AUGGCCCUGACGGAACAGACAGCCACGCCCCAGGCUUGGGGCCGCUGGCAACAGCAGCCUACUGGCCAUGGGUACGCCAUGAUGGACAACUCGACCUUCGUACCGUACGAAUCCAGAGCAGCAACAUCUGCUCCCAUGAACGGCGCCAUCAUGGCCCCUCAAUACAUGGUCGCACCUCAGUACAACAUGACACCAAUGCCGGCAAUGGGUCAUUGCACAAGUCAGAAUCACUUCGCCUAUGCCCAGUACGAUUCGCCUCCGACCAACAUGAACAUGCCUUUCAGACUCCCGGCACAUCAGGAGCGGCCGGUCAUGCCCGUUGCCGCUCCAGAGCAUGAUAUCCCUCGUGCUAGCUCGUACCCCCAAGAAAGCCCAUCGUCCCAGAACGACCGACACAGCAGCCCUUCCACCCGCAGCGAGACGAAAAUGAGCAACCCCAAGACACCCCACCCGCUCAACACCAAAGACAUCAAAUUCAAUAAGCCCACUAGCGCCGAACCUGUAAACUUCACUACUGCCAUCGAUACUCUUAUGAAGGCUAUUCAGAAGAGACGGGACUCGGAGGACAUCGUUAAGGGUGUCCCAGAAAUUGAGCAGCUUGUUAAGCCAGAGCCCAGGUCGCCCAAGCCGGAAGCUGGCCCAGUCACUUCUGUUCCAACACCUGCGCCGGCGGCCACGGAGUCCACGGAUACCCCUAAGCCCAAGCGCUACGUCUGCACCAUCGAUGGCUGUGGCAAGAGCUUCUACCAGAGCACCCACUUGGACACUCACAGGCGUGCCCACACCGGCGAGAAGCCAUACCAAUGCAAUUGGCCUCGUUGUGGACGCACUUUCUCCCAGCCGGGCAACCUCAAGACUCACAUGCGUCGCCACACUGGCGAGAAGCCUUUCCGAUGCGAACAGUGCAGCAAGGUUUUUGCGCAGCGUGGCAACCUCCAGACGCACAUGGCGACGCACACAAACGCAAAACCAUUCGUCUGCAAGUUGGAUGACUGCAACAAGAUGUUCACCCAGAGAGGAAAUCUCAAGAACCAUCAAAACAAAUACCACGAGAAGACUCUGAUGGAGAUGACUGACUGGAUUGUUUCCAUUUCCGAUAUCGACGCCCUGUCCGAUGACCAAAGAGAGAUGUACUGGUACUUUGCCAACCUCUACAAGAACAGCAACAAGGGCAUCAAGGGCCGUGGCAAGGACCGCAGAGUGAGCAACCGUGGCUCCAAGUCUAGGACGGCGCCUUCAUCAUACCCUGUUAAGCGCGUUCCUGGACCUUCCAGCCUAGCAGCCUACAGCUCGAAGCGACUACCCCCACCAGAGCAGUACAUGCAGCAGCAGCAACAGCAGCAGCACCAUCAACAAAGCUACGAGGUUUACGAUACAGACAUGGACCAGUCCUCGAGCGCCAGCAGCCCUAGAUACGACGGCAUCCCUGUUGCUUACCGUGACCGCAUGUACCAGCAGUCAACCCACGCGAUGUACUAA
Molecule: messenger RNA, 1479 nt
Organism: Colletotrichum higginsianum IMI 349063
Lineage: Eukaryota; Fungi; Ascomycota; Sordariomycetes; Glomerellales; Glomerellaceae
Product: C2H2 transcription factor
Exons: 5
Coding region: 1-1479 (492 amino acids)
Biological process (GO): regulation of transcription by RNA polymerase II
Cellular component (GO): nucleus
Molecular function (GO): DNA-binding transcription factor activity, RNA polymerase II-specific; RNA polymerase II cis-regulatory region sequence-specific DNA binding
Source: RefSeq, a predicted model, not a curated record